UUGGAGUGGGUACUGUGGGUGGGCCAUAAUAUCAGUGCCAGGUUUCUCUGGGGCACGUCCAUUGUGGAGUUGGAGCAGUGGCAGCUCGGUAUGAUCCCACUCGGUAUGAUCCCACAGACCAUAAUCCUCCUCACCCUGCUCUCCCCGAACUCCAUCUGGGCUGAAGAUGAGGCGACUAUCGAGGGGGAGUGGGAAAAGAACCCCAAAGAUGGGGAGAGACAAUUUGAAAACCUCCGCUCCUCCAAAGAUGCAUCUAGAAGAAUUUGGUUCCUAAAAAAUGUCUCGACCACUGAAGAUUUUAUCAAUGAGGCUCGAAUUUGUAUCAUCGGUUUUAUCAAGGAUCUGGAAUCCGACGAUGCAGUGACGUUUAACGACCUCGUGGACACCGUCAGGAAUUUACCUUUUGGUAUCACUUCAGAGAGCGCUGUCUGGGAGAAAUAUAACAUUACCCACAACACCAUCACCCUCUUCAAGAAGUUUGACGAAGGGCGUGCGGACUUUCAGUUUAACGAAGGGGAGCUGGAACACGACAAAAUCAUUCAGUUUCUGCGACAGAACGAGAUGCGUUUGGUCAUCGAGUACAAUCACAUGGAUGCCAGCCAGAUUUUUGGGUCAGGGAUUCCAAUUCAUCUCCUGCUCCUGGUGAGCAAGAGAUCUGCAGAAUACAGACCGCUCCUAAAACAGUUGAGAACUGUUGCCCCUGAGUUUCGGGGGAAGGUGAUUUUUAUUCUGGUUGACACAGAUGUGAAAGAAAACAGCCGCGUGAGCACAUAUUUCAAGGUGAAGGAAGCUGAACAUCCAUCACUUUGUCUUUUUCACGUGGCGACAGAGGCUGUUGCUGUGAUGAAAGCCAGUAACAUCAGCUCGGAUUCCUUACGGGAAUUCUGCACUAACUUCAUGGAGGGGAAAGACACGAGCAUUGUCAAACCUCCAAGACCUCCAUCUGAAGAGCUAUAAAUCAUCAGGAGUGGAUAUUGUUUUGUUUGCAUUUUCAUACAUAACCAUCACAGCAAUCGACCCAAAAUAAAGCUCCAUGAUUCACUGUGGAA
Molecule: messenger RNA, 1049 nt
Organism: Rhincodon typus (whale shark)
Lineage: Eukaryota; Metazoa; Chordata; Chondrichthyes; Orectolobiformes; Rhincodontidae
Product: endoplasmic reticulum resident protein 27
Exons: 7
Coding region: 91-957 (288 amino acids)
Biological process (GO): protein folding; response to endoplasmic reticulum stress
Cellular component (GO): endoplasmic reticulum
Source: RefSeq, a predicted model, not a curated record